CGUCUCUACACCAGUGACAGGCAGCUACCGGUACAGACGAUAAUACCUUCCAUCGUGUUGACGAAGUUUACUUUAUUUAGACGAUGUAUUUUGGAUAUACGAUUGUCGUGGUUUUAUGUGCGUUCAGUUUACAUGUAAAUAGUGAGCCUGCCUUACAGGACAUGCCACCAUGUUUUGGUUGGCCACAGGAGGAAAUAUACUGUUAUGGGGAUCUGUUACACUCCGCCCAGGUGGCAGAAUUAUAUAACGACUCAAAGCACUAUGUAGAUAUGAAUAUAAACGAAGAGCCAGAUGUUGUAUUGGAUGCUUAUGAACAGCUUGAUGAUCCAACGGAUGAAGAAACAAUGGCAGGUUUCAUUGACUACUACUAUGAAGGCCCCGGAGAGGAAUUUGAAGACUGGAUUCCAGAUGAUUGGACGAAGGAUGAUGCUGAAUACAGAGCAUGGGCGACUGAAUUACAGGAAAUCUGGAUUCACCUCGGCAGAAAAAUAAAGGAAGAUGUGAAAGAUAACCAGGAUAUGUAUUCAUUGAUAUAUGUAGAUCAACCAUUUAUUGUACCAGGAGGACGAUUUAGAGAGUUUUAUUACUGGGACUCCUAUUGGGUUAUUAAUGGACUCUUGAUUUCAGAAAUGCCGGAAACUGUUAAAGGAAUGCUUACCAAUUUUUUAACAAUGGUAGACGAAUCUGGUUUUGUACCCAAUGGCGGACGUAUUUACUUCUCACGGCGUAGUCAGCCACCGUUAUUAAUACCAAUGUUUGCAAGAUAUUAUAACGUAACAGGAGAUAGUCAAUUUGUUGAAGACAAUCUAGACAUUUUAGAGAUGGAAUAUAAUUUUUGGAUGACUAAUCGAACGAUAGAUCUGAUGCAGCACACGUUUAAUCAUUACGCAGUAGAUAUGGGAAUGCCAAGGAACAAGCAACGAGGAGGAGGAAUAUCAAUUGCCAUAAAACAACAUCUUAAAAAGGGCAUCACAAUUGAAGAUACACCUUUUGAGGAUAUGCUAUGGUGUAGAAUGAAGAAGAACCUGCGAAGGCCUGAGCUUUAUUCUAAUCUAGCAUCAGCAUGUGAAAGUGGGUGGGAUUUUUCAUCUAGAUGGUUAACAGAAGGACGAACGUCAUUGGACACAAUUAGAACCAAGGAAAUUAUACCAGUUGACCUGAAUUCAAUCCUAUGUAUGAGUGAAAGAAUCAUGGCAGAAUUCUAUGAAAGGCAAGGCAACAUUUCUAAGAGUGAAGAGUACAGGACAGCAUACGAAAAGAGGCGCUAUGCUAUAAACACAGUUUUGUUUGAUCCAUCGAUUGGCGCCUGGUUCGAUUAUGAUGUAGAGAAUGGAAAGUUAUUGGACGAUGAAUAUUAUUUAUCGUCCGUAGCACCAGUUUGGGCUGGCUGCUAUGACGACAGUGAUGAAAAUAGGAUUAAAUCUCUCAUGAAAUAUUUCGAGAGAGAAGGAGCACUGGGGUACAAUUGUGGCGUGCCCACGUCCAUGAGAGAAAGUGGACAACAGUGGGAUUUCCCAAAUGCCUGGCCGCCAUUACAAGAAAUGCUAAUAACAGGACUUGCUGAUAGCUCAUUGGAUGGCGCACACGACCUAGCUCAGCGAUUGGCUAACAACUGGGUUUAUUGUAACUGGAAAAGCUGGAGUGAUACCGGUCACAUGUUUGAAAAGUAUGACGUCAUUAAAGGAACUCCAGGUGGUGGUGGUGAAUACGAUGUACAGCUUGGAUUUGGUUGGACCAAUGGUGUUGUUAUCCAAAUGUUAAAAAGAUAUGGAGACGUGUUGACCCGGGAAUACGUAGAUGUUAGUUCAACGGUGCCCAUGGUUACAGACAUCAGCCUCACUCUAUUUCUUGUUAUUCAUGCCGUGGCGGCCAUUGCCACGACCGUUUUGUUGUAAUCACAGUAUAACAUUGUUAUAUCCAGUUUAUUUUUAAACACCGUUCCAUAAUGUUAUAUCCAGUUUAUUGUAAACAUCGUGCCACAUAAUUAUAUCCAGUUUAUUUUAAAGGGUGGCAGUCGUCGCGCCGCGCUCUGUUCGAUAUGGGACUUAUAGCGACGUAUACAACGCGUGUAAAAUACAUUGUUUAUUUACAUGAAAUUCGAACACGCGCUGCGUGACGACCACCGCGCUUUAAAUACCGUGCCACAUUAUUAUAUCCAGUUUAUUUUAAACACCGUUCCACAAUGUUAUAUCCAGUUUAUUGUAAAAAUUGUACCAUAUUGUCAUGUUCUGUUUAUAGAGGAGGGGCAAGG
Messenger RNA from Saccoglossus kowalevskii, 2251 nucleotides. Its product is annotated as trehalase-like. The record is from RefSeq and is a predicted model, not a curated record. Gene Ontology annotation, biological process: trehalose catabolic process. Gene Ontology annotation, molecular function: alpha,alpha-trehalase activity. NCBI's taxonomy places the organism in Eukaryota, Metazoa, Hemichordata, Enteropneusta, Harrimaniidae.